CGUAGUGCAUGCCGUAGCCGUAGCGUAGUAGCCAUUCCCGUACAUUCAUCCGUUCAUCACAAGAUUCAUCGAUCCUUCCCGAUGUAAAGGGUCAAUAAUUGUAAUAAUGGGCAUCUGUGAUGACAGCUCACGGGUGGGUCCAGGAUUCGUAGGCAUCAAGUUCUGUCAAGAAUGUAACAACAUGUUGUACCCCAAAGAAGAUAAAGAAAACAGAGUUCUUCUGUACGCCUGCAGAAAUUGUGACUAUCAGCAAGUAGCGGACAACAACUGUAUCUACGUGAACAAGAUCACGCACGAAGUGGACGAAUUGACACAGAUCGUGUCCGACGUAGUACACGAUCCUACUUUGCCCCGAACUGACGAACACACCUGCCCGAAGUGUGGCAAUCGUGAGGCUGUUUUCUUUCAAGCACAAUCGAGAAGAGCUGAGGAUGAAAUGAGGUUGUACUACGUCUGCACGAAUGCUACGUGCACUCACAGGUGGACUGAAUAAACGGCCCUUAUUGGACAGAAAAA
Messenger RNA from Ornithodoros turicata, 516 nucleotides. RefSeq names its product DNA-directed RNA polymerase II subunit RPB9-like (gene RpII15). Gene Ontology annotation, molecular function: nucleic acid binding; zinc ion binding; DNA-directed RNA polymerase activity. Lineage: Eukaryota; Metazoa; Arthropoda; Arachnida; Ixodida; Argasidae. The transcript has 5 exons. The record is from RefSeq and is a predicted model, not a curated record. Gene Ontology annotation, cellular component: RNA polymerase II, core complex. Bases 107 to 493 code for a protein of 128 amino acids. Gene Ontology annotation, biological process: DNA-templated transcription; transcription initiation at RNA polymerase II promoter; maintenance of transcriptional fidelity during transcription elongation by RNA polymerase II.